CAUCUCCCCACCGGCGUUUUUCAUUCAUUUCGUUUCCUCUGGUUUUAUAUCUGCGUGGGUAAAAAAGGUGACGGCGGGGUGAAGACAGCAUCAAACAGAGUACACUGCGUGCGCGCGCGCCCGUGUCUGUUCCUCCUCUUCCUCCUCCUCUUCCUCCUCCUCUUCGUCCUCAGCGUGGAGGUGCGGGGCCACUACUGGCUGUGCGGCUGCGGCACUGGAUGGAUGUGAGGAGCAUGUGUGCGGCUGAGGGAGCCUCGGGCGGAGCACACGGAGGGAAAUAAUUUGGAUUGUAUUUUUUUAUGUAUAUAUUUGAGCAGUCCGGUUGAUCGGUCACCUCCACCAGGACGAGAUGUCAAACUCAAACAAAAGCAAGAAGGACAAAGAAAUCCUGGCAGAAUAUGAGAGCCAAGUGAAAGAUGUGCGGGCCCAGUUGGCGGAGCAGCAGCGCUGCCUGGAGCAGCAGACGGAGAUGCGGGUGCAGCUGCUUCAGGACCUGCAGGACUUCUUCAGGAAGAAGGCCGAGAUCGAAACGGAGUAUUCCAGGAACCUGGAGAAGCUCGCAGAGCGCUUCAUGGCCAAAACACGCAGCACAAAAGAUCAUCAGCAAUACAAGAAGGAUCAGAAUCUGCUUUCUCCGGUUAACUGCUGGUACUUGUUGCUAAACCAGGUGAGGAGGGAGAGCAAAGACCACGCCACCCUCAGUGAUCUCUACCUGAACAACGUCAUCAGCCGUCUGACGCACAUCAGCGAGGAUUCGGCUCGGCUCCUGAAAAGGAGUAAAGAAAUCCUCCAGCAGCUGCAGGACGACCUCAUGAAGCUUCUGAACGAGCUUUACACGGUGAUGAAGACGUAUCACAUGUACAACGCGGAGAUGAUCAGCGCGGAGACCAAGCUGCGGGAGGCGGAGCGGCAGGAGGGCCGCGUGAAGGGCGUGUCCGGGUCGGGCGGCGGGGUGGAGCCUGUGUUCGGCCUGCGGAUAGAGGAGCGCCACCAGAGGCGCAACGCCGCCCGCAAGAUGGAGAAGAUGAGAGAGAAGAGGAAGGCGAAAUACUCGGAGAACAAACUGAAGACUCUGAAAGCCAGAAAUGAGUAUUUACUGACUCUGGAGGCGACCAAUGCCUCCGUGUUUAAAUACUACAUCCACGAUCUGCCCGACAUCAUCGACUGCUGUGACUUAGGGUACCACUCCAGUCUGAGCCGGGCGUUGAAGACCUACCUAUCCGCCGAACUGAGCCUUGAAGCCUCCAGGCGGGCGGGCCUGGAGGUGCUGGAGGGGGCUGUGGAGAACCUGGACCCGGCCCGCGACAGGCAGCGUCUGCUGGGCCUCUACCCUACUGCCUUCUGCCCACCGCAGCGCUUCGGAUUCCAGGCGCACAUGGGCGACACAACGACCCAGAUCGCCUCCCAGCCGCAGGUCCAGGCUGAGCUGUCGCUGCGCCUCACUCAGCUCCAGACCCGCCUGGCGUCCCUGAAGAUCGAGAACGAAGAGGUGAAAAAGACCUGGGGAGCCACUCUGACCACGCUGCAGGACAUGACGGUGCUGGACGACUGCGACGUGUCGCAGAGCUUCACCCACAGCCCGUCCUCCGAGUCGGUCAAGUCCAGCGUGUCGGACGGCUACCUGAACAAACCCAGUCUGGCCAAGAGACGAGCCAACCAGCAGGAGACGGAGCUUUUCUACUUCAAUAAGUUUCGCGAGUAUUUAGAGGGAAGUAAUCUCAUCUCGAAACUCCAGGCCAAACAUGACAUAUUAAAGAAAGCCUUAGCUGAGGGAUAUAAAUCUGAAUUACUGACUACCAGUCGUGGGCGGAAGAACUCCCAUAGCAAGCACCAGGAUUCAACUAAAGCCAUACCGCUGCUAGUGGAAAGCUGCAUCCGCUACAUUAAUCUACACGGUCUUCAGCAUCAGGGCAUCUUCCGGGUUUCAGGCUCACAGGUAGAGGUCAACGACAUCAAGAACUGCUUCGAGAGAGGUAACGACCCGCUCAUAGACGAGGAGAGCAACCACGACAUCAACUCUGUGGCCGGGGUGUUGAAGCUGUACUUCAGGGGUUUGGAGAACCCUCUGUUUCCAAAGGACAGGUUCAACGACCUCAUUUCCUGCGUCCGGAUGGAAAACCUGUAUGAGAGAGCUCAGUGCAUCAGGAAGAUCCUGCUGGGCGUCCCGAGGGCCACACUGGUGGUGAUGCGCUACCUGUUCGCCUUCCUCAACCACCUCUCCCAGUACAGUGAUGAGAACAUGAUGGACACUGGGAACCUGGCCAUCGUGUUCGGCCCCACCCUCCUGCCGACGCCCGACGCGCUGGACCAGGUGGCCUGCCAGGCGCACGUCAAUGAGGUCAUCAAAACGGUCAUCCUGCACCACGACAACAUCUUUCCCGACAUCAAGGAGCUUCCAGGCCCGGUUUAUGAGAAGUGCAUGACCGGCGACCAGUACUGCGAGAGUCCGUUCAGCGAGCCUGGGGCCCUGGAGGAGACCGAGCCGGACGCCGGUACCGAGACCCAGACCAGCGACGAGGCAGAGGGCGAGGCCGUGGAAGCGGUGGCCCGGUUCGACUACGUGGGCCGGUCCGGCCGCGAGCUGUCCUUCAAGAAGGGCGCGUCGCUGCAGCUGUUCCAGCGCGCGUCGCAUGACUGGUGGGAGGGCCGGCUGAACGGCAGCCGCGGCCUGGUGCCUCAUCAGUACAUCGUGGUGAAGGACAGGCGAGUGAACAGUCCCAAAUGGGCGGAUGCCAUGUCCGAUACGCUCAGCCAGAAAGCCGACAGCGACGGGGGGAGCAGCAGCACCGAGGACAAGCGGUCCCGCAGCGAGCUGAGCUCCCCGACCGACAUCAGACCGCCGGAGAACUUCAACAGCCACAGGAGGAAACGAACCGACGGUCUCUUCCGCCGCCCUCUCUGUCGCUCCAACGAUAACCACGGCAACAGCGGCGUGAUGGAGCGGAGCUCUCCGCCCGUGACGGGUCACUUCAGCCCCAGAGAUCUCCUCCUAGGGCGGGGCCAGGGCAUGACCCCGCCCCUCGACAGCCCGGAGCGCCGGCGCCGCUCCGCCGCCGUCACCAUGACGGUGAGCCGCCACGACUCGCUGCGGAGGCCGGAGGACACGCCCAUACGGCGCUCCAGCAGCGGGCAGCACAGCUUCAGCGACUCGCUGCGAUCCAGAGUGAUGGACGCCGAGACGCUGGCCCAGGACAUCGAGGAGACGGUGAGCGUCGCCCUGGGCGAGCUGCGGCAGCUGGAGCGGCCGGACCGCCGGCCGGCGCCUGACGUGGUUCUGGACACACUGGAUCAGGUGAAGAACGGCCCGGUCGCCAGCUGCUCCUCCGAGUCGCCUAGCCCUCACAGUACGCCCAGUACGCCGGGGACGCCCGGCACCCCGGGGACGCCCGGCACCCCCAGCCCGCUCAGCCCCAUGAGCCCCAUCAGCCCGCUGCCCGGCCCGCCCAGGCCCGCCAACCCGUCCCCCGACGCCCUGGGCUCUUUCAAGCCGGUGGCGGCUGCCCGCAUGGGCGCCCCGCUGCGGCCCCCCGCCCUGAGACCCAAACCCGCGGUGCCCCCCAAAAGCAGCACCCCGCCUCUGGCGCCCCCGCUGGACAAAUCCUGCACCAUGUGAGCCAAACCAGGCCGAAUCAGGCCGACCCGGGCCAAAACUGGGCCAGAAGGAGAUCAGGGUACCGCUAACGAUUCUAAUCAACACGAAGGUAGAAAGGGUAGGAAAGGCUUUUAAUGUAGUAACAAAUUAUAAUCUAUGACAUGACCUAUGAUAUGAUAUGCCAUGAUAUUUCUGUGUCGUCAGGUUGGUGUGUACUCUCUUGGUGUGUAGGAGUUUUCUUUCUCCAUGUAUCGAAGCAUUAAUCAAAGGUUAGCUAAAAGAACUGCUGGUGAGGCGGAAAGUCCCGUAAAACGUAGUUUCAGUGAAGUGAAUGUCGUGUCCCAGAAGACACCCGAUUGGCUGCUGCAUCCGCCGCCCGAUUGGUCGGCUAAUGGAGGACUUGGACGGUUUCCGCUGCUACGCUCAGCCUGGCGCUCGGUGACAGAAAAAACACAACUUUAAUGAAUGUGUUCAGCUUUUUAACGACUGUUCGGCCAUCUUUACUGAAUGUUGGGUGGCGGCCUUCUUGUGUUUGCAGGAGGCGGCGGCUCCUCCUCCGUUUGUUCUCGUUUGUUUGAGCGAGGCACUGGCUGCGUUUCCGUUGCAAACCUUUAUUGGUAUUAUACCCACAUCGAAAAAACACAAUUUCACAAUAAGAAACAAUUCAAGAAAAUCAGACGAAAUACGUUUGUUCACAUGGUAAGUCCAGUUGUUAAUCACAUGAUGCGAUGUUUCCUUCAGUUUGAUCAAAUAUGAUAAUUCCAAUACAUCUGAAAACCACCUCUUCCUAGUGCAGCAACUUUAAAAAAAUAUAUAAAAAUUGAGUUUUUUUAAAUUGCCGUGUUUCCAUUGAGCAAAUUUAUGUUCGUAAUUAAAAUUUGCUAAACUUUACAGACAAUGAAAACGCAGCUAUUAAUGACGUUUCUAUUACAAAUGUGUACAAAGCUCUGCAGAUAUUCUGCUAAUGUGGAGAGAAAAAACUAAUUCGUAAUCAUCCAUCCAUUAAGUAAAAACAAUUAAAAUCACACGUAAAUAAGUGGAAGGACGCCGUCAUCGUCUUACCACUUCCUGUUGUCUUCUUUGUUGUUUCCACCAGUAGUAACAUCCUGCUGUUGAUCACAUGACUUGUGUGAUGUGUUUCCAUCGCCUUUUUAUGAAAUACGCUAAUUUCAAAACAGCGGAAAAGACAAAUAAUCUGAGCGCAAAAACUAGAAAAACAUGUUUUUUCAAAACUGCCGUGUUUUAUUUAUUUUUGUCAUUUCAAUUUGUGCAAUUUUAAGGACAAUGUAAAAAUGUAAACGCAGCUAGUGCGUGUGUGUCGGUGUGUGUGUGUUCGCCCGCCCUCGUCGUGCUCCCCUGUAAGUGCAGAAUAGAUAAUUCAUGCCUGCCUUGAGUGCCACAACACACGACUGCAAGUCGACAACCUGAGUGCAAAAAGCAUGCCACCUCUUCUCUGUGUGUGUGUGUGUGUGUGUGUGUGUGUGUGUUACACUAAUGUCACUAGUUAACCUUAAAUUCUCCAAUAAGCUAACAGGGUGGGGCUCCGUGUGUGAAGACGCCCAAAAACUACACUUGAACAGCACAGUGAAUGUGAAGUGUUAAACUGGACCGGGCUCUGUGUGUGUGUGUGUGUGUGUGUGUGCGUGUGUGUGUGUGUGUGUGUUGGUGAAAGUGCCUUUUUUUUAAACCCUUGUGUUUUUUGGGAGUUGUGAAUCCACUCAUUUAGAAGAGGAUUAUAGAAACUGGGACAGAAGAAUUUAAGACUUUUUCACAGAAUUCAGAGGAAAAAACAAAUCUGUGUUUCGUCAGAAAUCAAAGUCUGAAAUAAAAGUCAGAAUUUGAUCUCAGAAUCCUGAGAUCAAAUUCUUAAUUCAAAAGAUUAAAGUCAGAUUUUUGUCUUUUUCUUAGAAUUCUAAAAUAUGAAUUCUUAGAUUAACGUCAGAAUUCUGUUUCCAGAAUUCAGAGAUUAAAGUCCUAAUUUCAGUUUUCGCCAGCGGCCCCAGUCCUCUUCCUUUCACUCGCGCAUGUCCUGACUGAAAGAGCAGCAGCACUCCAAAUGAGAUAUUCAUAAAAGUGUUUAGUAGAUUCCUGAAUUAUGACUUUAUCAUUAACCCAUUGUGACAUUGCACUUUGAUGUAUAGGAUUGUGUCCUUGGCAUGUAGCAUCAUGACAUGUUGGUGCAUUUUACCAGAAGGGGGAGCUCUCUCUGAAUGUGUUUGAUAACAGAAUCGGUUUCUGUCUGUCAGUGUUGCUGUAUUUGAAAGUCGGAGCUCAUAUAGCCAAAUGGAUUGUAUCAAUGUGUUGUAUUUAUAUCAUAAAUCAACCUGAAUAAAUUAGCAUUCAAGCCACAGA
Messenger RNA from Xiphophorus couchianus (Monterrey platyfish), 5944 nucleotides. Its product is annotated as SLIT-ROBO Rho GTPase-activating protein 1-like. Gene Ontology annotation, biological process: signal transduction. Bases 350 to 3613 code for a protein of 1087 amino acids. The transcript is spliced from 23 exons. Gene Ontology annotation, molecular function: protein binding. Lineage: Eukaryota; Metazoa; Chordata; Actinopteri; Cyprinodontiformes; Poeciliidae. The record is from RefSeq and is a predicted model, not a curated record.